AUGAAGGUCUCUGUGGCUGCCCUCGCUGUUCUCCUCAUUGCUGCCUUCUGCUCGCAGGCCUCAGCUGCUGGUCCACAGGCACUCGACACCCCAGGGGUCUGCUGCUAUAAAUACUCUCCCAACCCAAUUUCGCGGAGCCGCGUGGUGAAGUAUGAAUACACCAGCAGUGGCUGCUCCAAGCCGGCUGUGAUCUUCACCACCAUCAAAGGCAAAGCAUUAUGCACCAAUCCAGAUGAGAAAUGGGUCCAGGAUAUGGUGACGCAGCUGAGAGCGAGGGAAGCCGUUUCAAAGGCACCCUUAGCCUAG
Emys orbicularis (European pond turtle) is the source of this 306-nucleotide messenger RNA. RefSeq names its product C-C motif chemokine 3-like. Gene Ontology annotation, cellular component: extracellular region. Gene Ontology annotation, biological process: eosinophil chemotaxis; immune response. Gene Ontology annotation, molecular function: chemokine activity. NCBI's taxonomy places the organism in Eukaryota, Metazoa, Chordata, Testudines, Emydidae. Bases 1 to 306 code for a protein of 101 amino acids. The transcript has 3 exons. The record is from RefSeq and is a predicted model, not a curated record.